AUGGCUGCUGUGACUCGAAUUCUCUCCUAUGCGGGAAACAAGCCUUACCGAUCGCAUCAUAUCCACUAUGAGCCCGAGAUCCACUUGAACGAAGAUGGGUUCGUCGAUUUCACGCCUGACGAUAUCGAAAAUCCUCGAAACUGGUCUUUGACUCGUCGCGUUUCUAUCACCGUUACCGCCGUGCUUCUUGUCGUCAAUGCGACAUUCGCCUCAAGCUCCCCCAGUGGUUGCUUUGGCUCCAUAUCUGAAGAGUUCGGGGUAUCCACCGAGGUAGCAGGCCUCACAAUCACCCUAUUUUUGCUGGGCUACUGUGCCGGGCCCCUUAUUUUCGCACCACUCAGUGAAUUCUACGGCCGUCGAUGGAUUUUUUACAUCAGUUUCGCCUUAUACCUCAUCUUUAAUUUCCUAUGCGCCUUCGCACCAAACCUCGCGGCUCUGCUUGUGGGCAGAUUUCUGACGGGGACCUUCGUUUCUGCUCCUCUGAGCAAUUCGCCUGGGGUGCUCGCUGAUCUAUGGGAUCCGUUGCAGCGAUCUAACGCCAUGGCUGGCUUUUCGGCAAUGGUCUAUGUCGGACCAGCGCUGGGGCCAGUCAUUGCGGGUUUCCUCGAAUUGAAAGAAGACUGGAGAUGGAGUUUUUAUGUUCUGCUCUGGCUUGGUGGAGUGACAGCUGUCUUGAUGCUGACUAUCCCGGAGACAUAUGCCCCGAUUGUCCUUUACAACAAGGCUAAGCGAAUUCGCGCGGCUAAGAUUCCUGGUUACGAAAAUGUGAAAGCCAAAGUGGAGGACAGCGACCGGACGCUCGUCGACAUUUACAAGGUGGCAAUUACACGACCCUGGAUCAUUCUCUUUGAUCCGAUUUCUCUGCUCUGUGCGAUCUACAUGGCCGUUGUGUAUACUCUGCUUUACAUGCUCUUCACUAUCUAUCCCAUCGUGUUUCAAGAGAAGCGAGGAUGGAACUCAGGCGUGGGAGAGUUGCCUUUGAUUGGUACUGUUGUCGGAGCGCUGAUUGGAGGUGCCAUCGUGUUGGUCGAUACUCGGAUUCGUCAAAGGAAGAUCGAGAGGGGUGAAAAGACAAUGGCAGACACAGUCCCUGAAGAUCGACUGACCCUCGCGAUGAUCGGGGGUGUUGGAUUCCCUAUCACGAUGUUCUGGUUUGGAUGGUCGGCGCAAUACAAUGAGGUCCAUUGGAUCGUCCCAACUCUCGCUGGAUGCUUCCUUUCCAGCUGCCUGCUAUUAAUCUUUGUCGCAUAUUUGAAUUAUCUCGUGGACUGCUACCUGAUGUACGCCGCCUCUGCCAUCGCCGCCAACACCAUCGCCCGAUCGGCCUGCGGUGCUGCAGCACCUCUUUUCACGAACCAAAUGUUCACGGCACUAGGAAUUGGAGGUGGAGGAAGUCUGAUAGGUGGGGUUGCUGCUGUUCUGGCGGUGAUUCCUUUCCUAUUCUACAAAUAUGGAGCACAAAUCCGAGUUAAAAGCCGAUUUGCCCCUGCGUUGGAUGUUCGCAGGGAGAAGACGGAUGAGGAAUCUGCUCCUCAACAAGAUAUCGCAACAACCCCGGAAUCACAACAAACUCAGAGUGAAACCUCUCUUUCAACAUCAGUUGACAGUGCCGAUGUGCACAGGGAGGAGACAACCGAAAAGUGA
Molecule: messenger RNA, 1644 nt
Organism: Penicillium brevicompactum
Lineage: Eukaryota; Fungi; Ascomycota; Eurotiomycetes; Eurotiales; Aspergillaceae
Product: MFS transporter
Exons: 2
Coding region: 1-1644 (547 amino acids)
Biological process (GO): transmembrane transport
Molecular function (GO): transmembrane transporter activity
Source: RefSeq, a predicted model, not a curated record